Messenger RNA from Lachancea thermotolerans CBS 6340, 462 nucleotides. It is a transcript of the gene MIX17, whose product is annotated as Mix17p. The record is from RefSeq and is a predicted model, not a curated record. Gene Ontology annotation, biological process: mitochondrion organization. The transcript has a single exon. NCBI's taxonomy places the organism in Eukaryota, Fungi, Ascomycota, Saccharomycetes, Saccharomycetales, Saccharomycetaceae. Gene Ontology annotation, cellular component: nucleus; mitochondrion. Bases 1 to 462 code for a protein of 153 amino acids.
AUGGCACGUUCCAGAGGAGGAGUUAGAUCUAGACCAGCGCCUGCGCAGACGCGUUCGGCCUCCAGCAUGGCUGCAUACCCACCAGCGCAGCAACAUGCCCCGCAGACUUCCGCCUAUUCUCACCCUCAAUCCGCUACCCAACCCCGUCAGCCAGGCCUUUUCGCACAAAUGGCGUCUACUGCGGCUGGCGUUGCUGUUGGCAGUGCCGUAGGCCACACGGUCGGAGCAGGCAUCACAGGGAUGUUUUCUGGCUCUUCAAGUGCGCCAGCUGAACAGCAGCAGCAACAACUCGCAGCAGCAGCACCAGCGCAGCAAGGUUUUGCACAAGAGCAGGCAAGAUCGUGUGAUCUAGAUGCUCGUAACUUGACGCGUUGUCUGGAGGAAAACAGCGGAAACAUGCAAAUCUGCGAAUUUUACCUGCAGCAGCUGAAGGCCUGUCAAGAAGCUGCUCGCCCUUACUAG